Molecule: messenger RNA, 1618 nt
Organism: Gilbertella persicaria
Lineage: Eukaryota; Fungi; Mucoromycota; Mucoromycetes; Mucorales; Choanephoraceae
Exons: 1
Coding region: 230-1291 (353 amino acids)
Molecular function (GO): 5'-flap endonuclease activity
Source: RefSeq, a predicted model, not a curated record
UAGUGCUAGUGAAUUACGAUCCUUAUUUUUUAGAUUCAUCCGUCUUUAUGAACUCGGCAUUCGCCCUGUCUUUGUGUUUGAUGGAUCCCAUCGCCCUGGCUAUAAACGCAAUAAGUUCAUCAACACAACACCCAUUGAUAAUGAGUUUAGGAGACAGUUGAUUCAGUUAAUUCAGCUUUUUCAAUUCAGUCAAUGGCAUGCCUAUGGUGAAGCAGAAGCGGAAUGUGCUAUGCUUCAACGACUUGGGUUUGUGGAUCUGGUAUUCACAGGGGACAACGAUGUGUUCCUGUUUGGUGCUCAACGUGUGGUACGACAAUGGCCAAGUAAACGAAACGAAGCCGUGAGUUGUUAUGACAUGCGAUGGGUAUCAGACACAGUAGGGCUAGAUCGCUCUGAUUUGAUCUUGAUGGCUCUGUUGCGUGGCUCUGAUUAUGAUACCAAAGGCACUAAGGGCAUUGGUAUUCAGGUCGCUACUCAGCUAGCCAAAUGUCGGUUCCAUCGAGGCUUGAUGGACGAUAUCCAGUUGACAGGCAGACAUGUCUCCUUGGAUGAGGAGCGUGUACAACACCUGUAUGAUGAUCUAACGUAUGAACUACAGCAUAACAACACAAAGAACCUGACCAAAAGACAUACAGGUAUUGUUCUGGACCCUACGUUUCCUGAUUUCUCUAUUGUCACUGACUUUAUUCAUCCAUUGACCAACAUAUGUCGGCCUGAAUCCAAGCUAAAAGCACAACGACUGGCCUCUUGUUUAGACCAUCAUCAAGAACCCAAUUGGACUGAACUUGCUCACUUUAUUCAACAUACAUUCAAAUGGCCAGCAGAGUAUGUAUUGAAGCGAUUUUCUUCUUUGUUGUUUCCUGCUUUUAUGAAGAACAAGAUUAGUCAACAGUACCAUGAACGGUAUCGACCUACACCCAGAGUACAACCUACAACACAACCGAGAUUAGAGGACUAUUAUCGACCUACAUCUCGUUUGUUUCGAGAUAGACAGCCUAGGAUCGUCCACAUCACGCACAAGAAACAAGCCCUGUGUCGAGUAGAAUGGCAUAAAUCAUGCUGGGAACAAUUCUUAAGCCUACUCAAGCCAAAAUUAGACUAUGAACUCUAUCAACAAGAAACAGACGUACUGGAUCAAGAAGUCAUGGAUUACAAGCAAGAAAUGCAAGCCAAUGAUAUUUUUGAUGCCAUUAAAAGACAAUGGAUAGCUGUAGACCAUAUUCAAGCCCUAUACUCUCACUUACAGACAAAUGCACUUUUUAUUCCCAAAAGAAAAAAAAUAAAUUAUUGAUAGAGUACACCAAACUUUCGUUGAAACUUGACUAAUUCUCGAUCAACGCGUUCAAGGAUAUCUAAACACGUCUCUUCUCUUUGCUUUGUAGCCUGAGUAGAGGCAAUAAAAGGUAUAGGUGUGAUUGGACUACUGCUGUUGCUACUACUGCUGCUAUCUUCUGUUGUAACAAAAUCAUCUAACAAAGGUACAGUAGAUGCACUACUGAGUGAAGAACAGGUAGAUAGUGAUCUUGGCCUUGUAAAAUACUCUUCUGUAUGUCUCUUUGAUAGACACUCUUCUUCUGACCUCAGUUUAGUGAUACAUUCCAUGAUUUGCUUGGCACGC